Messenger RNA from Plasmodium knowlesi strain H, 1365 nucleotides. RefSeq names its product drug/metabolite transporter DMT1, putative. The coding region runs from base 1 to 1365 and encodes 454 amino acids. The record is from RefSeq and is a predicted model, not a curated record. Gene Ontology annotation, cellular component: membrane. NCBI's taxonomy places the organism in Eukaryota, Apicomplexa, Aconoidasida, Haemosporida, Plasmodiidae. The transcript has a single exon.
AUGAAAUUCCUAAAAGUUGAAAAUAUUUUCCCCAAGGCCAAGCAAGAUGAGGGGGGGAAAAACGUACUGCUGAUUACCGUAAAUUUGCUCCUGCUGUUUUCCAUGUUCCUGUAUGGCAUAAACUACAUUCUGAUGAAAUAUUUUAUUAUGAUAAAGGGGUCCAUAUAUGUGUUCAUAAUUUUGAGGACACUAUUAACCAUCCCACUGAUGAUUUAUAUGUACACGUCGAAGGAGUCGGAACCGAACAAAAAAAAAUUACUGCAUGGUGCAAAUGAAAAAGAUGGUGUAGGUGAACAGGAUGGGCAGAUAGAUUUGGAGUUGUCAAAAAUUGAAGAAGAAAAUGAAAAUGAAAAAGAAAAUGAAAGUGAAACAAAAAAAAAAAAAAAUUCCAGAGGUGAUAAAAAUGAUGGUAAUAAUAAAAAAAAAAAAAAAAAAGAGAAAGGCAGUAAGGAUGGAAAAAUGGACGAUAACAUGGAUGAUAACAUGGAUAAUAGCAUGGAUCAUAAAAUGCAGAUUUCAGAUGGAAGCAAUAACGAUACUGGUACUGAUGAGUACAGCAAUAACAAACACGGAAAAUGGGCUAAUAUAAUAAAUAAAUUUUCAAAUUAUUUUAGUAAAUUACUAAAAAAUGAUGAAAAAUUAAUUCCAAAGGUAGCCUACAUGCCCAUACUUAUCCUAUCCGUUACGGGAGCUUUAAGACAGGUCAUUGUGAUAAUCGCUUUGCAGUAUACUGAUUCUCAUAACGUUGCAAUUAUUCAACCAACAAUACCUAUUUUUACGGCCCUAAUGUCAUAUUAUAUGAAGAUUGAAAAGAUGAAUUAUAUAACAUGCUUGUCUAUUUUUUUGUCUUUCUUUGGGUUGGCCAUAACUGCGGAAGUGUGGAAUAUGGGCUCCUUCGAUUUUGGAUUUCUCCUAUUAUUAACCGUGCCCGUUACGAAGGGACUGCAAGUGAUAUAUAUAAAUAUUGCCACUAGAUACGUAAGUAAUGAUAUCAUUCAAUUUUCCCAAAUGGCUGUUUUGUUUUUGAUAACCCUUCCAUUUGGAAUUCUCGGGGAAAUGUUCAUUAAUGAAAAUUACAAUGUGAUUGGCGAGAUAUACAAUGUGACGACUAAUCAGUUUUUAUGCAUUUUAUAUUCGACCCUUGGCAUUAUUUUUCUUUGUUGGAAAAUUCAAAUCAUCGCUUUGAAUUACCUUACCCCCGUAACCGUUUCGCUGUAUCAGUCCUUUCAGCCUUGUUUUACCUUCGUUUUAGCCAGGCUCUUUCUCAAGGAGACCAUCAAUUAUAAUAAAUACAUUGGCACCAUCUUCAUUGUCCUGUCGUUGUUGCUCUAUCAAUAUGGUUGCACCAAGCACCCCAAGGUGUAG